This is a messenger RNA of Rosa rugosa (rugosa rose), 1151 nucleotides long. RefSeq lists its product as uncharacterized. The transcript is spliced from 8 exons. The record is from RefSeq and is a predicted model, not a curated record. Gene Ontology annotation, molecular function: RNA binding. Lineage: Eukaryota; Viridiplantae; Streptophyta; Magnoliopsida; Rosales; Rosaceae. Bases 163 to 720 code for a protein of 185 amino acids.
UAAAUUUCUCUGAAUCACUCUCUCUUUUUCCUACGUUUUGUUUAAAUUUUCUAUGGCCUGUGUGUUUGUGUCUCUGAGUCUGCGACUUAGCUGCUUGUGUGGUUUGAUUUUGAUGCAUGGCUCUGAUGUGGUUCGAUUUUGUUUGGUGUUUUGAAAACAAAGAUGGAUCGGUACCAGAGAGUGGAGAAGCCAAGAGCAGAGACGCCAGUUGAUGAGAAUGAGAUUAGGAUUACGAGCUGUACAUACCACAUAUAUUACAUACCGCCAAGCAUAAUCAAUGACCUCAUAGGUGGGCCCCACGACAUGGCUAGCCCCGCCUAUGGCAUGCAUCCGGUAGGCCGACACCCGAGCUACUUUGUCAUGGUGGAGAUCGGCCGGUAUCUAGUUGGGAGGCCACCCUCCCAUGCUCCCCAAGAGGCUUCAAGAGAAGCAAUAUGUACAUUGUAUCCCACAUCUCGUUCCGUAUUCUUCAACAGAAACACGAGCCAAGGGAGGAUGCGAAACUACAUCACUUACGCCAUGACUCUGCUUCAGAACAAGGGUUCGAACGAAAUUGUUUUCAAGGCUAUGGGAAGAGCUAUCAACAAGAGUGUGACGAUUGUGGAGCUAAUUAAGAUAAGAAUUGUCGGUCUUCACCAGUAUACUACAAUUGGAUCCACCGACAUAACUGAUACUUGGGAACCCCUUGAGGAAGGCCUUCUACCCUGGUGCGUGCUCUAGGUGGAGCUGUAGCGUCGUCUUCGCUUUUGGGGGUUUCUUGUUUCUCUAGUUUGUGUUCUGUGGUGUUGAAAGUUGGAGAGAGAUCGAUUGAUAUGGGAAUGAAGUUAAUUUUGGAACUUGGUCCGUACAUUGAGGAGCUCACAAAAACAGGAGGUGCCAUAAAGGAGUUUGUUAACCCAAAAUACAAGGAUGCUAGUAAGACUUCAUUCAAGUCCUCAACUCGGUUAGUAUAUGAUGCAAGACUACCCAAAAACUUGGGAAGAUCAGAGAUGCUCAAGCUUCAAUCAAAUUUUGUACAAGUACUUUCACUUUUUGUUAGACUAGUCUGUAGCACUUAAAUGCAAAUAUGAAACUAUCUAAACAAUGGAUAUGUUAAUUCCUCUGUUGGGAUUAAAUAGUUUUUGGAAUUAAUGGAUGCGUUUCUGGAAUCA